AAUUCGAUUAAGCUGAUGAUUGUUGGAGACUCGAUUACGCAUGGACAUGAGGGCGACUUCACUUGGAGAUAUCGAUUGUGGGAGUGGAUGAAAAGCACCGAUAUCUCUUUCUCAUUUGUUGGGCCAUACACAGCUCCGCUCGCUCCGGAAGAAAUUCACUCUAGCAAGCCCAUACCGACCCAAAAGGAUAUCAAUGAUUAUCCUCGAAUUGAGUGGGGAUAUGCUGAAAAUGCGUCAAAGAGCUUUGAUGCGCAUCAUUUCGCUACCUCUGGCUACAAGGCUGAGCUUGCUCGGCAUGCUGUCGCAGCACAAGUCAAGGCGAACGAUCCUGACCUUUUGCUCAUAAUGCUUGGCUACAACGAUCUUCAAUGGACUAAGGCGCCCUUCACCUAUUUGCUCCCUACAAUGAAAGCUUUGAUCGACAAUGCUAGAGCGGCGAAGCCAACUCUUCAAUUUGCCAUCGGCAACAUCAUAGAGAGAACGAUCUUCAGACAAGACAUACACGAAAACACCAUGGUAUACAAUGAGCUGUUCAAGGACGCUAUUCCGAGCUGGAGCACAGAACAGUCACCGGUCUUUCACGUGGACGUGGCUUCCAAGUAUACCUGCGGACCUUAUCGUCCUUGUCCCGCAGCUUUCGAUGGACUCCAUCCGAAUGCACUCGGAGAAUAUGAGAUUGCUAGUGCUUUUUCUGAGGCUCUGGCGCGUGAGAUUGGCAUCGGCAAGGAGCCACUUCGCAUCCCCAAGACUGUCACCGACAGAGCUAUGCCGCCUCCUGUAGUCCUACGAGCUUUUGGCAAUGCAGCUGGUGCAACACUCACUUGGGACCGAAUCUAUGGAAUUACUGAGUACGAGGUCGCUUCGCGCAUCGAAGGGCAGGACUGGAACACUGGCAUGUUAACGUCGAAUCGC
Messenger RNA from Pseudocercospora fijiensis CIRAD86, 912 nucleotides. RefSeq lists its product as uncharacterized. The transcript is spliced from 5 exons. The record is from RefSeq and is a predicted model, not a curated record. Gene Ontology annotation, molecular function: phosphatidylcholine lysophospholipase A1 activity. The annotation marks the transcript as partial. NCBI's taxonomy places the organism in Eukaryota, Fungi, Ascomycota, Dothideomycetes, Mycosphaerellales, Mycosphaerellaceae.